AGCGUAUACGACUUUUGGGUGACAACGGGUUCGCGGUGGCCGACACUCAGAGAGCUGGCUUUGAAUGUGUUCAGCUUAGUCGCUUCGAGUGCUGCAUCCAAGCGCACGUUUUCGACUAGAAACUUCAUUCACAACAAACUUAGAAAUGCGCUGAGUGCACCGAAAAUCGAAAAGCUUCUUUACAUCAAGGCCAAC
Molecule: messenger RNA, 195 nt
Organism: Phytophthora sojae
Lineage: Eukaryota; Oomycota; Peronosporomycetes; Peronosporales; Peronosporaceae
Exons: 1
Molecular function (GO): protein dimerization activity
Source: RefSeq, a predicted model, not a curated record